This is a messenger RNA of Cucurbita pepo subsp. pepo (vegetable marrow), 520 nucleotides long. Lineage: Eukaryota; Viridiplantae; Streptophyta; Magnoliopsida; Cucurbitales; Cucurbitaceae. The record is from RefSeq and is a predicted model, not a curated record.
GACAAGAACCUUUGUCCCUUCACUCAAAUUAAAAAAAAAAAAAAAAAUAAAAAUAAAAAUGGUGCUAGGUUUAGAAUCGGCGGUGUUCCAAGAAGAUAAGUUGAUUGGUUGUGGAUGGAAGAAUGUGGAAGCAAUGGAAGCAGGCGAAUUUGUUGGGGGAGGAUUGAGGGCCACCGUUGCUCCAGUGGGGAAGCGAUGGGGGCGGAGGGGGAAGAUGGUGAAGAAGAGGGAGGAGAUUGAGAAGCAAAGAAUGACACACAUAGCUGUUGAACGCAAUAGGAGAAAGCAAAUGAAUGAGUAUCUGUGUGUGCUGAGAUCCAUGAUGCCUUCUUCUUACACCCAAAGGGGAGAUCAGGCGUCAAUCGUGGGAGGGACCAUCAAGUUGGUGAGGGAGUUAGAACAGCUUGUGCAGUGGUUAGAGGGAAAGAAGCAAAGGCAUGAACAUAUUUGUUAUGCCGGCCAGGAUUAUUCAGGGGAAUCGAAGGUGGAGGUGAGGGUGAUAGAGAGCUACGCCAAUAUA